Lineus longissimus is the source of this 4500-nucleotide messenger RNA. RefSeq lists its product as uncharacterized. Gene Ontology annotation, molecular function: nucleic acid binding. The transcript is spliced from 6 exons. The record is from RefSeq and is a predicted model, not a curated record. Gene Ontology annotation, biological process: DNA integration. NCBI's taxonomy places the organism in Eukaryota, Metazoa, Nemertea, Pilidiophora, Heteronemertea, Lineidae. The coding region runs from base 1 to 4464 and encodes 1487 amino acids.
AUGUCCUCGCCAGAGAAAUCCAUGCCAGAGAAAUCGCCAAGCAAAUCGCCAGGGAAAUCCUCGAUAAGCUCUGGAUCUUCUGAUGGUACCGCUGUUGACUGGGACCAUAUUCACAAGCCUGUUCUUGAUGUUUUGAUCUGGGGGCCGGAGUCCUACCUUGUGGCAGAAGUGAAGUCAGGGCGCUUACGUCCUGAAGAUAGAGAGCAGCUGCGACAUCAGCUUUUGUCACAGCUUACACUUGAUUCGUCUCCCUGCAGAGUGGUUGGAGUUUUAAUAUGCUACCUGGGAGCUGAACUGUUUAUAGCUGCGAAGGACGAUGAGGAAAUUACCAUCAUAGACGUGAACAGGUACCCAUUUAAUAUGGGGAACCACAGAUUUCUGUGGGUAGCAUACAAAAAGCGAUUAUACCAGUGUAUAGUACCAAGUUCAUACUACAUUCGAGUGAAAACUCAGGUAUUGAAGGUCGAACCAAGCACCAGCAACGAGAAGAAAGAAAAGGAAGAAAAUAAGAAAGGAAGAAAAAGCGAGAGACCAAGCACCAGCAACGAGCAGGAAGGCGAAGGGGAGGAGGAGGAACCUGCGGAGGAGACUCUUAAAGAGCUUAAAGUAUUGGCCAAAAAUAUCUCCGCUAAGCAAAGAUUAUCGGACUUUAACAAACUCUUCCAAAUGCGUUGCAAAUAUGGUCAGCAAUAUGAUCAAGGCCGAGAAGGUGAGUCAGCUCAGGUGUACCACAACAGGGUAAAGAUUGCGGCUACUGCCAUAGGGUACGGUGAUGGGGCUAUCAAAAACAAGUUUAUAGCAACCUUACCGUCAACAUGUCAGGCUAAUGUGAUCAUGUCUGCUCCGGAGGACGCUACGUCCGAACAGAUUGCGCUGUUAGCACAGCGUUGCCUUGAUGUCACAGGUGACCCCACCCGUGAGGUGACAUUUGCGGCCACUGAGGCAAAGCCAGGCAUCGAGAAAGAUCUCGAUUUUAUCAAGGAGGAACUGCAUAACCUCCGUAUAUCUCAGGAUAACCCGCCCGACGACGACAACAGUCGCCAUAGGCCCAGUGGUGAUAGCUAUUAUUUCCGUAAACUACCCAUGGGCUUAACCCUAAGCCCGGGGAUUUGGCAGCAACGCAUUAAUGAGAUCUUGAAAGAGAUUCCAAACUCGCGAGAUUUCUGCGAAUGCAUCCAUGACGACAUCAUUUUGUUCAGCAAAAGCAAGAAGGAACAUUCAGAACAUCUUGCUAGUUUGUUCCAGGCACUCGAGAAACAUGGUCUGAAGAUUUCUCCACGUAAGUGCUUGUUGUUUCGAAAUAGGGUGAAUUACAUGGGUCAUGUUAUUCUGAUAGACUCUGAUGGUCUGGUGAGUAUUACCCCUAUGGCAGACAAAUGCUUGGCCAUUCGGAAUGUCGCAGUUCCAAAAUCGCCAAAAGAGGUGCGAAGGUUCAUAGGUGCGGUCAACUAUUUAGCUAUGUUCUUGCCCAGGCUACAGGAGAUUCUGAGACCAUUACAUCAGUUGACAAAGAAAAAGGUAGUCUUUCAGUGGGAAGAAUCUCACCAACAGGCUUUUGACGCCAUCAAAUCAUUACUGUGUCAACCACCGGUCUUGGUAGCACCACAGAAACACGGUGAACUUCGGCUUUACUCUGAUACCAGUAGAGUGGCUACUGGAUGCCAUUUGAUGCAGGUGAUUGACGGGAAAGAGCGUUUGCUAGCAUAUCAUUCAAAGCGAUUGCCGAAUGCAGCGCAAUUCUAUUCUGUCAGUGAGUUGGAACUUUUUGGUCUCUUUUUGAACGUAUCAGCAUUCAAGCAUAUUCUGAAAUCUCAGGUUUUCCAGGCAUUUGUGGACCACUCCAGUUUGGUACAGAUAUUGCAAUCCAAACAUGAACCAUGCACAACUAGGUUACAAAAACUAAUUGAGAGGCUUUCUGAAUAUAGCUUCAAAAUUGGUUAUUGUAAGGGAUCCGACUUACAACUUAGCGACUUUUUGUCUAGAGCGCCUAGAGACGAUGACGAAGACUUUGACAGGAUAAUGCCCAUUGCUUUUCCUGUGACCAGCAAUCAAGACAAUGAAUCGUUUGCGUUCCCAGCAGUCAGAACUGAGCCGAUAAUUACACGUUCUUAUGCAAGGCGGAUGGGAAUACAGGUGCCGCCAGCUAAUACCUUAACAAGUUCCAUUGUGCAAACAAGGUCCAAAUCAAGCUCAGAUGAAAGGACAACAACGCCCGCCCCAGAUCAAAGGAAUAAUCCGGUGACAGUCCUAUCCCAAGGCCAACAAACAGGACAAAGAAUAAGGACCGAUGAGCCUCCUGAGAAUUCGAGUAAUUGUCCAGUAACAGGAAAUGGCCCGGCCAGGUCAACAGUAAUUCUGCCUAACCCUCCUUUACAACAACAGUUGGCCAGGAUUCCGACAAUUCCCAAUUGUCCUGAACCAAGAUUAGUUGAUAGGGUAACGGAGCCGCCUGCUCAUACUGUAGUCAAUAAUCUAAGAAAGCCAAACACAGGAACAAUCGAGGUCGAACAUGAACACUGUCCACCCACAAAGGAGUUACUCACUGUGCCAAAGCCGCUAAUCACAAGGAUUGAUGAUGUCAUAGCUGGCCACAUUCCUCAUCAAAGACAGUUGGACAAAAUCAUGUCAAUUAUCAAACGGAAGAUAAUCAGGGAUUACCAGUUACCAUUUGAGAUCCAAGAAUUGAGAUUGGCACAACAAGCAUCUCCUCACUUCAAGCCAAUAUAUGAUUAUCUGGCCCACAACAUAGUACCAGGUGACAAGAAAGCUGUAAGAUCAGUAACGCUUCGAUCACAAGAAUACAUCUUGUGUAAUGGUGUCCUGUUUCGGUUGUUUCUGCACAACAAUGAUGAAGAUUUCACUUUUCAGUUAGCAAUUCCAGAAGCUUACAUUGACCAACUGAUCAGUCUUUAUCAUGAUAACAUCACAUCCAUGCACCAGGGGUACAUUAGAACAUAUCUCACAAUGAGAAGGAAAUUCCAUUUUCCUGCAAUGUUCAGUCGCAUUUGCUCGUAUAUUCAGUCUUGUUCACGUUGUCAGCAGCACAAAGGCAAACCAGAUUCUGUAAGACCUUUUCAUCCAAGGGUUCCUGACAGAUAUUGUCCAUUCGAGACAAUAAGCAUGGACUUCAAAUCCAUGCCACCGUCCUUAUCAGGAUUUCGACACCUCAUGGUCGUUUGCUGUGCAAUUACGCGUUACACCAUUUGUAUCCCGUUGAAGACAAUCGAUGCAGAAACGGUAUGUGAAGCUCUGAUUCAGAAGGUCUUCACAAUCUUCGGUAUACCUACCAUGCUGGUCACUGAUGCCGCAGCAUCUCUGACAGGUAAACUGUUGACAUUGUUAUGUAAAACGCUAGGCAUAAGUCAGAAGACCAUCUCUGUUGAGAAUCAUGGCAGUCUACACACAGAGCGCCAAAUCAAGUCCAUUGCUGACCUACUCAAGGUCAACCUCGCACAAUUAGGAAAUGAUUGGGUAAAGUAUGGAAGCGUUGCGCAAUAUGCUUACAACACGUUCUCUUCUGCACAUCUUGGAGGUUACUCUCCUCAUUAUUUGGUGUUUCUCCGUGAACCUACUGAUGUAUCUGGUCUGGAAUUCAAGCUAGACUUGGGAUUGUCCAGGACUUAUAGAGAAUAUGUGGAACACCUCCAGGCAAAGUUCAAACAUGUGUCCAAGACAAUGCUAGACAUACAGAGGUCUCACCAGGAAACACAAAAUGAGAAGAUUUCACAAAGGCUUAAGAAGUGCCCACUGUAUGCCGUAGGGCAGUUGGUGUACUUGAAUAAGCCUAGUAGCACGCAUCUCACGGCGCCCUCGCGAAAGUUCAAAGCGAUAUGGUGUGGUCCAUUUGCCAUUUACAAAUGUCUGGAUCGCACUCAUUACUUGUUGUCCACGCUAGAUGGAAAGUUGUUGCAGGAUGUGUUCAACUUCAACAGGUUGAAACCAGCUUUCAUUCGCGCCACCUCAGAGAAAGAGAAUAUUACCAAUCUUCAGAAGCUCAAGGACGUUUUGAAGAAAUCGGACGAGGUUACCAAAGCUACUAGUGUACCUGGUAAUGGCACUCCACGCUUUAUGGAUGAAAAUGGUAAAGCAUUGGACAACAUCGGAAAUCAUGUAAUGCACACAUGUAAGACAGAACCGGUUGAUCUAGCAAAACAUAUGCAAUUUGCAGAAGUCAACAAUGGCUUUGCCGCCCCUUGCGAGUUGAGCAGUGCACAACAAGGAAAACUGCUGGCAGCACUUGAGAAUGCGCCUUCAGAAUCUGAAGUGAGCAUUUCAAGGGCUCGAUUCAAAGCAGGCAAUUUGCAGGUUUUGGUGUCAAUACCGCUCAACAACGGUGAUUACAGGUACUGGUGGUCUCCUCAAUGGUAUCCCGAUAGUUUACCAAUUGUUGAAAAUGUCUUAAGCAAUCAGCUUCUAAUGUGCACAGGGACGCCACGUAAAUUGAUUCAGCGUUUGGCCAUGUAGAUGGCAGAUAUAGUGAAAGAUGACGAGUCAUCAUAC